ACCGGGGAGGGGUUUGCAGGGCGGCGGCGCCUGCGCGGGGCGGCGGCGGAGCUCCGCGAAGUUGUGCGGGGCCCGGGGAAGUUUGCGGGGAGGCGGCUCCCGGUGCCCGGUCCCGGUGCCCGGUCCCGGUGGCUGUCCCGGUGCCGGUGCCGGUACCGGUACCGGGCCGGCCAUGGCUUUCCGGCGACGAGCCAAGAGCCACCCGCUCUUCAGCCAGGAGUUCCUCAUCCACAACCACGCCGACAUCGGCUUCUGCCUGGUGCUCAGCGUCCUCAUCGCCCUCAUGUUCGAGGUCACAGCCAAGACUGCCUUCCUGUUUAUCUUACCUCAGUACAACGUUAGCGUGCCUACAGCAGACGGGGAGCUGGUCCAGUAUCACUACGGGCUGAAGGACCUGGUCACCAUCCUCUUCUACAUCUUCAUCGCCAUCAUCCUGCACGCAGUGGUGCAGGAGUAUGCCCUGGACAAAAUCAACAGGCGUCUCCAUCUCUCCAAGGUCAAACACAGCAAGUUCAAUGAGUCGGGGCAGCUCGUCGCCUUCCACCUCACCUCCUUGAUUUGGUGCUUGUACGUUGUCGUGACGGAAGGAUACAUAUCAAACCCCCGGAGUUUGUGGGAAAACUACCCGCAUGUUUAUCUUCCGUUCCAGGUGAAGUUCUUCUACCUGUGCCAGCUGGCCUACUGGCUGCACGCGCUGCCGGAGCUCUACUUCCAAAAAGUCCGCAAGGAGGACAUCCCCCGCCAGCUGCAGUGCAUCGCGCUCUACCUGGCGCACAUCGCCGGCGCGUACCUCCUCAACUUAACCCGCCUGGGGCUGAUCCUCUUGCUGCUGCAGUAUUUAGCCGAAUUCUUCUUCCACAUGGCCCGGCUGGUCUACUUCACGGACGAGAACAACGAGAAGCUGUUUAACGUCUGGGCUGUUGUCUUCGUGGUCACCAGGCUCUUCACCCUCACCCUGUACAUCUUGGUCAUCGGCUUCGGGCUGCCACGGGUGGAGAACCAGGCUCUCGAGCCGGAGAGGGGGAAUCUCUUCAGCUUUCUCUUCAACAAUAUCCUCUUCAGCCUGCCUCUUCUCCGCCCUUGCCAGAAUGAGUGUGCUGCUGUUGGUGUGCCUCUUCCAGGCCUCGGUGAUGUGGCGCUUCAUCCACUUCCAGCUGCGGCGCUGGCGGGAGUACUGGAACGAGCAGAGCAGUCGGAAGCGAGCCGCCGCGGCCGCCGCCGGCGCCAAGCAGCAAGCCAAGCCUCUCAAGAGGGACUCGGGUUACCAUGAAAACGGAGUGGUGAAGGCGGAGAACGGCACCUCACCGCGAACCAAGAAGCUGAAGUCGCCGUAAGGAGCAAGAGCUUGUCCCCUGGGGAGGAGGGCGAGAUACCAGGACUAAGGACCAGACGGCCUCCCGGUCCUCACAAGCGGCUGGCACACAGGUCGUCUUCCCAAGGUGUCUCUCGCUCUCCUCCCUUCCUUUCUUGCUCUCUUGAACCGUUUGCAAUAAAACCAAAAAGGUCCCCUUCCCCUGCUCCCUCCCCCACGUAGGAGCCUUUUCCAAGCCUCCUGGUUUUGCCUUCCUCGUUUUCAUCGUAAAUAAGCGUGCAAUUUUUUUUUCUAUUUUAGUAUUUGGUUAUUUUGUUGUUCGAUUAUUUUUUUUUUGUUACAAAUGCGUUGUAGAUGAUUCCAAACAUUACUUUUUUUUUUUUCUACAGCAUGUUUCUCCCCUCCCUCUGCGCUGCUUCCCUGAGCCUCUGGGUCAGGGCCAUGGCAGUUUGAAGGCUCCGUGUCUCUUACGGGAACAGGCUCCUGGAGAAAAGCGUUGGGGCUCUGUGACCCCGAGGCUCAGGGGUGCUCUCAGCUGAGGGUUGCCUCUCCUAGGCCACAUCUGGCCAGCACUUGGCACGUGCUGCAGGGUGUCGAUGCUGCAAAUAGGGACCAGGGUCUGAGGGAGGAACCUCAGCUGUGUCCUGUCUCACAACGGACUUCUGGUUGAGUAGGGUUCCUCCAAAUCCUGGUUUUGAGCUAAUUUUGGAGAUCUGGGCAGCAGAGAAGGGAGAGAUGAUCCCUCUUCCUAUAGGACCCGCAUCCUAGCCUUUGCUUGCCCCAGCUCUUCUGGUACAGCUGGGUCCCUUUUAUCCUCUUGACUGCCCCGUAGUUGUUUGGACCUCCCAGCAGAGAGCUGGGCUCGGGGCGCUGCAGCUCGUCGUGCCUUGUCGUGGGGCAGUGAUACCCCCAGGUCCGGGUGGAACCUGGAGUCCUGCCCCGCUCUGAGCCCUGGCCUGGCUCCCAUCAGCCUCGUGUGCCUCAUGGACCUGGUGUUCUCAUGGCUCGUAACCACGUCCAGAUGAGCAAACUGGCUGCUGCAAGGGGUUUUGCGUUUAUGGGACUGUGCCCCUCGUGCUAUCGCCGUAGCCUUCCUCGUCCCUACCGUACCGGUCCAGCCGUGCCAUCUGCAGCCACCAGCUUCUCUUUGUUUCCAAAGGAUACACGGCCUGUAUCCACCCAAGGUGCUAUCAAAUGCAGGGUUUCUUCCAAAAAACCUAGCCCCUUCAUCCCUUUCUGAGCUGUGAAUGAGGUGACAUGGAAGGGGAAGGAAGGAAGGCUGCAAGGAGCAGCUCGUACAUUAGGAAAGGCCUGACCUGUGACGCACAGCUGUUGGCAGAUGUAGUUGUCUCCAACCUACCUCAGAGGCCGUCUGUUGCUGCAGACCACUCUUCCCUCUUGCUCCUGCCCGCUGCCACCCGUACGUGUUGGCAGGAGAAGCCCAAAUCCCACCGGCUCGGUCCCCUGCUGCCUCUUUGCUGGUGGGCUGUGUCUUCUGCCCGGGGUUUCCCGGGUCAGUGGGCUUCUCUGGGUGCCGUGCACCAGCCUGGAUUUGGCGGACGGGCGCUGGACGGGCACCUCUCACCCCAUAGCUCUCCUCCGGGGAUGCCUCUGUAGCUGGGCUUUGCUGUUGGUGCCUUUUGUGCAGCAAAGCCGGCUGUAGGCUUCGCUCUGCAUCGCUAUGGCAGGAGCAGGCGAGCGGUGCAUGGGGUCGGGGAGAGCCUGGCAAGCCUUUGGUGUGCAAGCCAGGAUCGAAGCCCACCUUCGUUGUGGGCAGAGGGGACGCGUGGUCUCGUGGCGUGUCCCUUGCUCAGCCCCACAGGCGACUGAGCUGAAUCUGAGCACGAUUUGAGCUUGGGCUUUCUUGCGGUGAGGCUGGCACAGUCGUCUUUCAUACCUUUUUUAUUCCAUACCUGUUUUGGGGAAUGGGAGACAGUUGAUUCUCUGCCACUCUGAGUUGUUUUUUUCUCCCCCUCUUUUUAUAGGUGUCUUUUUUCCCUUCCUCUCCUCCUCUCCAUGUCGAGCCUCAGCUAAUGCUGGGCACCAGAGGGAGAAAAUGAGUAGGGACAUGAGUACAGUCGGUCAAAUUCCACUUGUUCCUCCAUCCCCAUGACUUCUCAGUGUCAAACGAGAUGCCAGCAGGACUCUGGGGGAGAGAUUCCCCCUUUUCAGGAGAACUCUUUGGAGCAGAGCCCUUGAUCAAUCAAUCCCCUUGAUCAAUCAAGCCCCAUCAAUCGCUCCUCAUAGUCCUUGCUGGGCAGAUAACUCACCGUUUGGCUCAAACAGAGGCAGCACCUGCAGUGCAACGUGAUGAGAGGGCAGGGAAAGAGCUUCACGUGAG
This is a messenger RNA of Oxyura jamaicensis (ruddy duck), 3653 nucleotides long. It is a transcript of the gene TRAM2, whose product is annotated as translocation associated membrane protein 2. Gene Ontology annotation, cellular component: endoplasmic reticulum membrane. The record is from RefSeq and is a predicted model, not a curated record. The transcript is spliced from 11 exons. Gene Ontology annotation, biological process: protein insertion into ER membrane; SRP-dependent cotranslational protein targeting to membrane, translocation. The coding region runs from base 173 to 1270 and encodes 365 amino acids. NCBI's taxonomy places the organism in Eukaryota, Metazoa, Chordata, Aves, Anseriformes, Anatidae.